Lottia gigantea (owl limpet) is the source of this 324-nucleotide messenger RNA. RefSeq lists its product as hypothetical. Lineage: Eukaryota; Metazoa; Mollusca; Gastropoda; Lottiidae. The coding region runs from base 1 to 324 and encodes 107 amino acids. The transcript has 3 exons. The record is from RefSeq and is a predicted model, not a curated record.
AUGCCGUAUAUUGUAAGUCAGAAGGAUAAGUCGAUUACAGUACAAGUUUCAUCUCAAUAUACGUUUGGUAAGCCAGUAAAUGGAUCUGCUAGAUUAAGGAUAAUUGUUAACUAUUAUCCUAAAAGAAAAUAUCAAAAAGAUCCAGAUACAGGAAAAUAUGGUUACGUUGAUCUGACCCAGCCUGAACUUAUAUAUGACAUGCAGGGUUCAUCCUUAGGUGAUUACAAACAACCAUACCAAGUUUCGUCGAAAUCAGUCAAGAAUUUAUUGUGCCUUGUAGAGUGUUUACGAGCAAUUGUGGACGGACGACGGACGGACGGAUAG